Danaus plexippus (monarch butterfly) is the source of this 1349-nucleotide messenger RNA. RefSeq names its product ubiquitin thioesterase Otu1 (gene Yod1). Bases 147 to 1076 code for a protein of 309 amino acids. Gene Ontology annotation, cellular component: cytosol; nucleus. Lineage: Eukaryota; Metazoa; Arthropoda; Insecta; Lepidoptera; Nymphalidae. The transcript is spliced from 4 exons. Gene Ontology annotation, molecular function: cysteine-type deubiquitinase activity. The record is from RefSeq and is a predicted model, not a curated record. Gene Ontology annotation, biological process: protein deubiquitination; endoplasmic reticulum unfolded protein response.
UGUCAUUUUAAAAGUCAAGCGUCGACAUAAAGUGAUGUUAUUUAUUUAUUUCACAUAUAUUUUCUUGGCGUCUUUGUGACGAAUAUUUUACCAUUUAAAUAAUUAUUUAUAUAGACUUAUAAUUUAAAAAGAGUUAUUUGAGAACAAUGACUUCUUUAGCGUUUAAAGUUAAAAGUAAAAAUGGUCAGCAGAUAUUGAAAGAUUUGACCUCUGAAAGUACUGUGGGUGAAUUAAAAAUGUUUCUUUCGAGUAUAUCAGACGUUAGCGCCGAAAGAAUCUGCGUAUUGUGUGGAUAUCCACCUAAACCAUUAGACAUUAGUAACGAUAACAAAAAAAUUACUGAUAUUGGUUUAAAAACGGGGGAGUCAUUAAUAGUUGAAGAGAAAUCAGCGCCAGCACCAGAAAAUAAGAAACCAGAGAUGACUAAGCCAGUGGAGAAUGGCGUGUCGCACGAAACAAUAGGACCCUGCAGACCUGGGAUUUUAAUGAAAAAAGUUGUUCCUUCUGAUAACUCUUGUCUCUUUACUAGUAUAGGUUUUGUAUUAAAUGGUAAUAUAGAUACAACAGUCCAUACACUUAUGCGUCAGAUUAUUGCAAUGGAAGUAGCUAGCGAUCAUAACACAUACAAUGAGGGUGUCUUGGGACGUCCAAAUGCAGAAUAUUGUGCUUGGAUUCAGCAACCUAGCUCUUGGGGUGGGGCGAUCGAGGUGGCGAUUCUGUCACGUUUCUAUGGUUUAGAAAUGGCUGUGGUAGACACACUUAAUGCUAUAAUAAAUAGAUUUGGCGAAGAUAAGAAUUACGGUCAGAGAGUAUUUCUCUUAUUUGAUGGAGUACACUACGAUCCAUUAUACUUAGAACAAUCUGAUGGUGGGAUUCAAACGAUAUUCCCCUCCGAGGAUAUGGAUAUAUAUAGGGAAGCGGAACAAUUAGCUAAGGAGGCGAAAUCGUCACGUCAAUUCACAGAUUUAAACAAAUUCACAUUAAAAUGUAUGAUCUGUAAUAAACUAUUGACUGGACAGGUCGAAGCUCAGAAACAUGCUAAAGAAACUAAACAUACUAACUUCGGUGAAGUGUAAAAGUUCAAUUUGAUAAUUAACAUCAGAUUUGAGUCCCAUAUUUAAUUUGUUUUUUUUUUUCAUAUAAUUGUCAUAUCUUGUAUGUACACAUUUCUUACAUGAGAUAAUUCCUGAAAAAAUGUAGGACAUUUAUUAAUUUUAAUUUUUAAUGUUAUGGAUUGCUUAACGUUUGAAUGUCACAAAAUAAAAGUGAAAUUAAAUUGUACAGCGAUGCUAUACCAGAUGAAUAUAUUUUGUCAUUUUGUUAAAUAUUUAAUAAAUUAAUCAUUUUUA